GACAGUGAAAUCUUUCACGCCGCGGGACCAGGGGAAAUAUUUCUGUGUGAUGAAUUUGAACCAAAUGCUGUACUUCAGCCCUGGCCAGCCUGUCUUCCUUCCAGCCACCACUGUAGUGGCACCCACCACACCAGAACCCACCCCUAAGCACGGCAUAACUGAGGACCCCAACCUCAAUACUCUGGAUCCAGAGAGAAUACAGGAAGAUCUGAAUUUCUUCUGUCACAUCUUCAUCUGGGUACCCUUAGCAGGUGCCUGCCUCCUGCUCUUCAUUGCCCUGGUGAUCACCAUCGUGCUGUGUCAACAAACCAGAAGACGAAGAUGCAGGUGUAAGAGGCACUAAGGAACAGUAGCAGAGGGGCUGCUGCAGCCUUGAAUGACUCCUGAGAAACACCAGUGCAGACAGGAACAGACUGAGGGACCUGCAAAUGCGAAGCCCCCCGUAAAACCCAGGACACCAAACUAACACGGAUCAGCAUCUGCUCCUUCUGGCUUCUGGAUCUUCUCCUGGGAGCUGUCAGCACAGAAAUCCAUCUCCUACCUUAUCCACAAUGUCACUGCACCUCACCCACUCUGCCCUGACAGAUUUGAAGAGACAAGAGGGAGCACAGACAAGAAGCAGCACUUCCCCGAGAACUGUAAAGCACAACUCCUUCCAAACCCCAACCUUCUCUGGGCAAUUCCUAAGGCCAAAGGCCACCUCUGUUCCCAGGCCACAGGCACAAGAACCAGGCCAAUCCAGGUGCUGACAUGCCUCAGUGAGGAGCUGAUGAGAAAUAAGGACGUGAGCUGGACCUUUGCUCAAGGCUGUGUGCAAUUUCCUCCCAAAACGCAUCCAGAGGUGGAAUUUGCUACACAAAGAAAUAAUUAUCCCCACCCAACACAUCUUCUUGUUGUGGUGCCUCCCUACCAGGGCUUUUACUGUUUCAUGUAAUGGAAUGCAAGACUGCACUGAGAAGCUAAAUAUGGAUUAAAGGCCCUUACUUUUGAGGUUUUUACGGUUCUGGGGGCUAAGGUUCACUGUUCCCCUCACACUGUCCUUGUUCUGCUGCUACCCCCAAUCCACCUAUUUCUGCAGGAGUUUGGCCUGAGUAAGGAAAGUGGGAUUUGCUUUCUUUCUGAGGGAAAUGCCUGAGUGAUUUAAAAAAAAAAUAAAUCUUUGUCACUUGUUUUGGUUAAGCAGAAUAUUUAACAUGUUGAUAUUCUGGGGACAUGUUAUGGACUACUGUAAAUUCUGUUUUUUUCAGAUCUGUAUUUCAUGUAAAUAUUUCCUUAGUAUACUUGCAUUUUAAGAACUGAAACAUAAAA
Cyanistes caeruleus (blue tit) is the source of this 1308-nucleotide messenger RNA. NCBI's taxonomy places the organism in Eukaryota, Metazoa, Chordata, Aves, Passeriformes, Paridae. The record is from RefSeq and is a predicted model, not a curated record.